AUGCCUAACAAUACAGUAAGAGAGCGUUGUGGUAUGAUAAAUGAUCGGGAUAAAGAAGGAGAUGCUUCGAAGGAAUUUAAAGGAGGCAAAACUAACCUUGAAGAUGACCUAAGAGGCGGACGCCCGGAAACAGCAGUUACUGCAGAAAAUGUGUGGACAUCUGAAAUUUUGGUGCGAGAAGAUCCACGAAUCACGUACACGAACAUUGAGAAGAUCCUAGGCAUUAGUUCAGGGAGCGUCAAUACUAUCCUGCAUCAACAUCUUGGAGUGAGGAAGCUUUGUUGUCGAUGGAUCCCACGAUUGCUCUCCGGUACUGAAAAACAGGCUCGAGUGGAAUGGUGCCGAGAAAUGCUUAUACGUUUCGAAAACGGGACAUCGAGACGUGUUUCAGAAAUCGUUACUGGUGAUGAAACAUGGAUCUAUCAAUAUGAUCCAGAAAGCAAGAAGUAG
Messenger RNA from Hyposmocoma kahamanoa, 450 nucleotides. RefSeq lists its product as uncharacterized. The transcript is spliced from 2 exons. Gene Ontology annotation, molecular function: nucleic acid binding. The coding region runs from base 1 to 450 and encodes 149 amino acids. Lineage: Eukaryota; Metazoa; Arthropoda; Insecta; Lepidoptera; Cosmopterigidae. The record is from RefSeq and is a predicted model, not a curated record.